Molecule: messenger RNA, 2805 nt
Organism: Exophiala spinifera
Lineage: Eukaryota; Fungi; Ascomycota; Eurotiomycetes; Chaetothyriales; Herpotrichiellaceae
Exons: 2
Coding region: 1-2805 (934 amino acids)
Biological process (GO): mitochondrial fusion
Cellular component (GO): mitochondrial outer membrane
Molecular function (GO): GTP binding; GTPase activity
Source: RefSeq, a predicted model, not a curated record
AUGAGCCAGUCCUACUUCCCCGAUCAAGGCUCCUCCUCGCGCAGUCCCCAAGACGAAGAUGCAUCAGACCACGCCAACUUCGACCACGAAAUGGACUCUCCAGCCCCCAUCCGCCCUCCUAACUACCGCCCAGAAUACAUGACCGUCGGAUCUGGAGGACAGUCGUCUCAUGCGGCCGCGUUGAUGGAGCAGUUGGAACGAGAUUCUGGAUAUGGCAGUAUGCCGGGUGACGUGCAGCAGCAGGGUGGCGAGAUGAGGACUUGGGAGAAUGAACUGCUGCGAGAUAGACCUACGCCAGCACAUACUCCCCAGGUCGACGGGCAACCUGCGAAAAUGUCCGAAACCGAGAAACGAGCCCUUGCCAGCCACGUUCAUCAACUCUAUUACAACCAGAAUCGAGUGGCGCUCGCCAAAGCCAUCAGUCAGACCGUAGAACUGCUGAAGCAAUUACAGGAGAUGAACACGCAGUGGCCGGCACAUUACCCUUCCGUGCAAAGGUCCGAAGACGACCGGCACCCGCAGAGACCGGCCUUGACCCAGGCCCAGUCAACUCGGGACGAGUCCGAUUUAUCGAGAGAGGUCUUUCUCAAGAAUCGUCCCGGGGCGCUCAGGCGAGCCGGUACAUCGAUUGGGGAAGACACAACAGCCGAGUCGAGCUCGCAGGCGCACCAGAGAAGGACGCCUGAACCCCGAUUGAUCACUCCACAGAUUGCACAGGAGUUCUCCAUCCUCAAGCUGGAUCUAAAGGUUGGCGCACUGUCGCAGACUGAACUGGUUCAUUCGCUGGAAAAGAAGUCGAUUGCUUCCCUGCUGGAUGGAAAGAUCAGCCAGAGCGUGCGCCACCUCCUCGCCCUUCGGGAUCGGAUAGAGGAUACUUCAAGCAAGGUGCUGGUAACGGGUGACCUCAAUGCUGGGAAGUCGACGUUCUGCAACGCAUUGUUACGGCGCAAGAUCCUUCCCGAAGAUCAACAGCCCUGUACCAGCAUCUUCUGUGAAGUCUUGGAUGCGAAGGAGAAUGGUGGACAUGAAGAAGUCCACGCCGUCCACAAGGAUUCAAUCUACAAUCGAAACGAUGAGAGUACCUACGAUGCCUACUCGUUACAAGAGCUGGAAAAGAUUGUCGUGGACAAUGACAGGUAUAUGCAAUGUAAGGUCUACGUCAGAGAUGUCCGGACAAUCGAUCAAUCGCUGCUGAACAAUGGUGUCGUUGAUAUCGCCCUGAUAGACGCACCUGGUCUAAAUUCAGACUCGGUCAAGACGACAGCAGUUUUCGCGCGUCAGGAAGAAAUUGACGUUGUCGUCUUUGUGGUCUCGGCGGCAAAUCACUUCACACUCUCUGCCAAGGAGUUUAUAUGGCAAGCUGCACAUGAGAAGGCAUAUAUCUUUAUGGUGGUGAAUGGAUUCGACAACAUCAGAGACAAAGAGCGAUGUCAAAAGAUGAUUCUCGACCAGCUCGCCAAGCUCAGCCCGCAGACAUUCAAAGAAGCACAAGAAUUGGUGCACUUCGUGUCCAGCAACGCCAUUCCCACGCAACCUUCAUUACCGCCUAGUGGAGACGACGGCGGCGCAAGCGGGUCUGGACCUUCACAUCCUCCGGAUGGUGACGAUGGUGAUGACGAUUCUGGAAAGGGUAAAGGCAAGGACAAAGAAAAGGUGCAAGACUUUGAGGUUUUGGAAGGAGCUCUUCGCAGAUUUGUUCUUGAGAAACGAGCACGGUCGAAGCUAGCGCCUGCCAAAACCUAUCUGAUGAACUGCUUGGGCGAUAUGAAUGUCCUAGCAACCGUCAACCGGGACGUCGCACAAGCUGAAUUGGAGAGAGUCUCCAAGGCUCUCGACGAAAUCGAACCCGAAUUUGAGGACAAGCAGAAGCACCGAAGUAUAAUCUCGGAACAGAUUGAGAAAGAUAUUGAUUCCACGGCGUCGAACGUGUACAACCAUACAAGGGCGACCUUGUCCAGUACAAUCGCCAAUGUGGGCAAGGAAAAUCACGGUAUCGAGUACCCAGGUCUGUGGUCAGCUUUCCAAUAUGCGGAGGAUCUUCGAAUCGCCAUGCUCGGCCAGAUCUCUGCGGCGGUCACCAACUGCGAAUCCUACGGUCGAGCCAAGACGGUAGAGGGUGUCAGCAUGAUCAAGUCUCUAGGGCUGUUGCAUGUCGGUGAAAGCUAUGAAAAUCUCAGUUUCCAAGCAGACAAAAUGUUCCAGCGACGGAAAGAUGCCCUCGUGCGAUCGGUGGACACGGAUAUUGAGAUCUGGGACUUCUUCGACAUUGCAGGCUUGUGGGAGCGACAAGAGAAGACCGUGGGAACCGGCCUCGCUUUGACAGUCAUGGGCACUGUCGGUACCAGAGCUGUUGGUGGUGUUGGCUGGGUUGAUGGUGCUUUCGGCGCAGCAAAGAUUCUGGGCAGCCAGAACUUGCGGAGGUUGUUUGUUCCUGGAGUGGUUGCUGCUGCUGUUCUCACCGUCGCCUAUGUUUUGUCAAACAUCCCACAGACACUCCCUCCCCGACUAGCGUCGAAACUUUCUGCCACUCUCGCCGAGAUGGACUAUACCCACAGCAAUGCCAACCGCAUCGCCGCCGAAGUGCGACGUGUGCUCCGCUACCCAGCACAACGAUUAACGACAGACCUCACUCAAGGUGUGGAGGAGCUGAGGCAAAAGAAGGAAGACGUGACCAAGAUCAAGCGUGAAAGCGAGGUGGCCAGGAAGUACUUUGGCAACCUCGUCAGGGACUCUUCAGAAACUCGACGACGGGUGUCUUCAAUUGACCUUGAAGGCUUACCGGGACCUGUCGGUGCAUAUGCCUGA